Molecule: messenger RNA, 2666 nt
Organism: Quercus robur (English oak)
Lineage: Eukaryota; Viridiplantae; Streptophyta; Magnoliopsida; Fagales; Fagaceae
Product: probable sugar phosphate/phosphate translocator At1g06470
Exons: 13
Coding region: 520-2013 (497 amino acids)
Biological process (GO): UDP-glucose transmembrane transport
Cellular component (GO): endoplasmic reticulum-Golgi intermediate compartment; cis-Golgi network; Golgi apparatus
Molecular function (GO): antiporter activity
Source: RefSeq, a predicted model, not a curated record
CAACAGACAAUAAUAACACCCAAGCCUAAAAAACGACCAAACUCAUCUGCUGACUUUGCACCUACAAUUCCAAUGCUAUAAUUUAAUCAUUGCUUUCAAAUUACAAUACGUUUAUUUAUUAUUAUUAUUAUUAUUAUUAUUAUUAUUACUUGUUAUUACAAACACUAUUCCCAGAUCGGAUCUCUCUUUCUCUCUCUUUCUUGUUCUUUAGAGACACAGAGAUAUCUCUCUCUGUCUCUAGCAAUCUCUGUAACAAUUUUCAGGUAGCUUUGGAGAUUUCAGAGUGAUUUGAAUAUAUCAGACUGGCUAUUUGAGGUCUUGACUAGUUAGGUUGCGAGAAUCAAUAUAACUUAAUUGAUUCGUAGUUCGUCUGGAGAAGCUUCAAGGAGUCUUGAGGUUAAGAUCAAUCUGAAAAUUGUAUGCUUAUAAUGUUUGUUGUGUUGGAUAAUCUUGCUAUCUGAUUUGAUGGAAACUAAAGUUGGAGUGUAUGGAUGGGUUUAAGUUAGGAUAGGAAAGGAGAUGGUCGAGCGUGAUUUGGAUACAGAAAACACUGGGUACACGGGAGUCAACGACACUCAGAGUGGCAACCAAGGUUCAGGUCUUCGCAGGGAGCCCUCAUUCUCAGGCUGGUGUGAUGAGGAUGGGAGGGUCUGUUUAAAUCAUCAAUUAGAAAAUGCUGAUGAAUGUGUAGAAGAAGACUCUGAUUUUGAGUUGCCUUUGCUUCAACAGGGGGAGAUAGAAAACCGGUUUUUGGGUAGGGAGGACUAUCAUAAGUUUAAGGAUAGAAGAAUGUACUUGAACGGUAGUAAUAAUAUGGAUGAUGCUUCCAUUUGUGUUGGGAGGAAUGAAAAUGAGAAGUAUGUUCCUUUCAAUAUUGAAAAUGGGUCUGCAAGGGAGACCAAUGGUGCCGAUGUCUCUAUGUCAAUCGGUAAUCAUGAAUCAAUGGCACCAUAUUCCAAGGAUCCUAUUUCUGUUGCCAAUGUGUUGAAGACAUUGUUUUUCAUACUUGUGUGGUACACUUUCAGUCUAUUAUUGACCAUAUAUAACAAAAGCCUGUUAGGAGAAGAUUUGGGAAAGUUCCCAGCUCCUUUAUUGAUGAAUACUGUCCAUUUUACAAUGCAAGCUGUUCUAUCAUGGGCCAUCACAUGGUUUUGGUCUCAUAGGUUUGAACCUAGCGUUGCUAUGUCAUGGAGGGAUUACUUUUUGAGAGUUGUACCAACAGCUCUUGGAUCAGCAAUGGACAUUAACCUGAGCAAUGCAUCCCUUGUAUUUGUAUCUGUCACAUUUGCCACAAUGUGUAAAUCUGCUUCUCCUAUAUUUCUCCUAUUAUUUGCAUUUGCUUUCAGGUUGGAGUCUCCAAGCAUUAAACUCUCAGGCAUCAUUUUAAUUAUCUCAGUUGGAAUACUUUUAACAGUUGCGAAAGAGACAGAAUUUGAGUUUUUGGGUUUCAUCUUGGUUAUGCUUGCUGCUGUAAUGUCUGGCUUCCGCUGGGCCAUGACUCAAAUUCUUCUGCAGAAAGAAGCUUAUGGUUUGAAAAAUCCCCUUACCUUGAUGAGCUAUGUGACUCCAGUGAUGGCAUUGGCAACUGCCUUUUUUUCUCUUAUAUUGGAUCCUUGGCAUGAAAUCAUAGGGAGCAACUACUUCAAUAGUCCAUGGCAUGUCACUCGAAGUUGCUUGUUGAUGCUUUUUGGUGGAACACUUGCCUUUUUUAUGGUAUUGACAGAAUACAUUCUUGUCUCAGUAACUAGUGCUGUCACGGUAACAAUAGCAGGUGUUGUCAAGGAGGCUGUCACUAUAGUGGUUGCAGUCUUCUACUUCCAUGAUGAAUUUACCUGGUUGAAAGGUGCUGGCCUUUUCACAAUCAUGAUUGGUGUUAGUUUAUUCAAUUGGUACAAAUACCAAAAGCUGAAGAAGGGUGAAAACAGUGAAGAUGACAGUGUGGGACCACUCACUACAAAUGUUUCUGCCAAGUAUGUGAUUAUUGAGGAGGAUGAACAUGAUGAUGGUGCUUGAGAGCCUUAGCAAUCACAUUGCUUGUAUUCGAAGUGAAGCUUGUAUGAAACACCAGUUUAGUUAGUUUCAGCUUCACAGUAUAUAUGAAAUCCUAUGUUCUUCGAGCUUUGGAUCUUGUAGUCUGUACUUCCUCUUUUGGGUUGGUGGUAAAGAGAUUGGAUGUCCUGCACUAAUAGGAGUCAAGUUAACAAUUUGUCAACGUCAACUGCCUACAUGCAAUCAACAGAUUUUGAAUGGCAAGUUUCCUUGAGCUUCCAGUUAAUAGCAAUACUUAUGCCGCGUUAGAAAAUAUUCAUCUGGAUGUCAAAGAUUGUUGCUGGUUCAGCUUUUGGCAUUAUGUUUCUUCUUCUCAAGAUAAAAGGAUUUACAUUGCAACAGGAAGCUGUCAAGAUUGAGUGCCAUUUUAUGUCUUUUUUUUUUUUUUUUUUUUCCUCCAAUUGUUCAUUAUGUUAGUUGGCGGCUUCAUUUUGUUGGAUGUAAAUAAUAAUUGCAAUGAGGUAUGGUUUAUUCCGGAAGAAAAAGUUUUUCAUAAAAUAUUCAAGUGUUGAUUUUUAACAUGAUGUUCUUAAUACCAUUGACUGUAAUAUCAUCCGUAAUGGAUACAUUGUCUUUGCAAGUUGGAGCUAGAGGUUAAGUGGCUUUUGUUUGAGGCC